UAUAAGAAUAACAACAAAUGACUAACGGCCCGACCGCCUUCAUUUAACUACCAAACCAAAGUGCAUGAAUGAACCCUUUCUCUCUCCUCUUAUAUAUAUAUAUAACCCCCUCGCCCCUCCAAUUCCUACAAACACACCAAAUAUAUUCCAAUCACUUCCCAUAUACAAACUUAAACCAUGCCUACUUCUUCAGUAGUGGUAGUUUCAAAAUGCAGCGUAUACCCCGACCUCAAAUCCACCGUCAAAUCCCUCAAACUCUCCGUUUCCGACCUCCCAAUGCUCUCAUGCCAAUACAUCCAAAAGGGGGUCCUCCUCCCUCACCCGCCUCUCUCCUCCGCCGACCUCCUCUCCCUCCUCAAGCUCUCCCUAUCCAAAACGCUCUCCCACUUCCCCGCCCUCGCCGGCCGCCUCCACACCGACUCCGCCGGCCACGUCCACAUCCUCUGCAACGACGCCGGCGUCGACUUCUUCCACGCCAAGGCGCCGCACCUCUCCACGGAAGCGCUGCUCCCGCCGCCCGAUCGCGACAUCCCUCCGCCCUUCCGCCGCUUCUUCCAAUUCGACAACACCCUCAGCUUCGCCGGCCAUGUCAAGCCCUUGAUGGCCGUGCAGGUCACCGAGCUUGGCGACGGCGUUUUCGUCGGCUGCACCGUCAAUCACGCCGUCGUCGACGGCACCUCGUUUUGGAAUUUCUUCAACACCUACGCUGAGGUGGCCAAGGGCGUCAAGAAGAUUUCUAGGUCGCCGAAUUUCUGCCGCGACACCGUCUUCAACUCGCCGGCGGUGCUUGUUUUGCCGGAGGGUGGGCCGUCGGCGACCUUCUCCGGCGAUGAGCCGUUGCGCGAGAGGAUCCUUCAUUUCAGCAGAGAGGCGAUUAUGAAAUUGAAAGCCCGGGCCAAUAACCCGACCCGAAACCCGGAUUUUUGCGCGCCCGAGAUCUUGGGGAAACAGAGCAACGACAGUUGGGGUCUCAACUGUAAAAUUAACGGAAAGAUAACGGAGGAAAACGGAUUGAGAAAAGAUCCGACGGCUGUGAUCUCAUCAUUCCAAUCACUGAGCGCUCAGCUGUGGCGAUCCGUGACACGUGCGAGGAACUUAAACGCGGGCAAGACAACGACGUUCCGAAUGGCCGUGAACUGCCGGCACCGCCUCGACCCGCGGCUGGAGCCUCUCUACUUCGGGAACGCAAUCCAGAGCAUUCCGACCAUCGCCACCGCCGGCGAUCUGCUGUCGAAGGAUCUGAGCUGGAGCGCGGAUCUGCUGCACCGGAAUGUGGUCGCGCACGACGACGCUACGGUGCGGCGCGGGGUGAAGGAUUGGGAGAGCAACCCUAGGCUUUUCCCGCUGGGGAAUUUCGACGGUGCGAUGAUCACCAUGGGAAGCUCCCCUAGGUUUCCGAUGUACGACAAUGAUUUCGGGUGGGGGCGCCCCCUGGCGGUGAGGAGUGGCAGGGCAAACAAAUUCGACGGCAAGAUCUCAGCCUUCCCGGGGCCGGAAGGGAACGGGAGCGUUGAUCUCGAGGUGGUGCUCGCGCCGGAGACGAUGGCGGAACUAGAGAAUGAUUUGGAGAUUAUGCAGUAUGUGUCUUGAGUUAAGAUGGACGGUGUGUGAUUGCACCCAUAAAGGUAUAUGGUGGAUCGCGCGAGGUGCAGAGUAGGAACCUUCAUUUUGUGGUCAAAAUGGAGCACUCACUAAUCACUAUAAUGCAUGUGUUGAAUCUCUGUUCCUUGUACAAAUUAAUAUCAUGUGGAUUUGAUUUGGUAUUGAUCGGUAAUUAUGUUAGUUUUGAUCUUUUAUCUUGAA
Molecule: messenger RNA, 1803 nt
Organism: Salvia miltiorrhiza (redroot sage)
Lineage: Eukaryota; Viridiplantae; Streptophyta; Magnoliopsida; Lamiales; Lamiaceae
Exons: 1
Coding region: 178-1590 (470 amino acids)
Source: RefSeq, a predicted model, not a curated record